Molecule: messenger RNA, 2996 nt
Organism: Hemibagrus wyckioides
Lineage: Eukaryota; Metazoa; Chordata; Actinopteri; Siluriformes; Bagridae
Gene: parp3
Product: poly (ADP-ribose) polymerase family, member 3
Exons: 11
Coding region: 170-1741 (523 amino acids)
Cellular component (GO): site of double-strand break
Molecular function (GO): NAD+ poly-ADP-ribosyltransferase activity
Source: RefSeq, a predicted model, not a curated record
CCACCAGGUGGUGGAAAUGAACGAGUUCUCCUAGUCGGAAUAUGGACAUGCCCCAUGACGUGAUUGCAGGAUUGUGUUGUGGCUUCACGGGAUCCGGAAGUAGCUAUAGAAGUGAGAUAUAAGAAGUGAUUUUGACAGCGGUGUGCUCAGGUGAGGACAAGAAGAAAGCAUGGCGCCAAAAAGAAAGGCAGCAUCUACCUCCAAAACAGGUGGAAAGAAGAUAAAAGAGGAGCCUAAAGCUCCAGUAAAAGACAAGUUCACCUCUGCUAAAGAAGCUCUGAAGGCCACAGGACCACAGGUUAAGGCCAGCCGGAAACCAGACUGCUUAUGUCCCCUCUCAGAUGCUGAGGUUCAUGAAGACUAUGAUUGUAUGUUGAACCAGACCAACAUUGGCAAUAAUAAUAACAAAUUUUAUGUAAUCCAAGUCUUAUUAUCAGGAGGAGAGUACUAUUGCUGGACAAGAUGGGGCAGAGUAGGAGAAGCAGGCCAGAACAACUUAGCUGGACCUUCAACUGUUGAUGCUGCCAUCAAGAACUUUGAAAAGAAAUUCAAAGACAAAACAAAGAACAACUGGAGCGAUCGGGAUAACUUUGUCUCUCAUGCGGGAAAAUACACUCUGAUUGAGGUGGAAGGAGACCAGGAGGCUGAAGUGAAGGUUGAUGCUGUAAGCAGCAGACCAGUGGCAGCAAAAAACAUUCUGUCUUGCACACUGGACAAUGCAACUCAAAGACUCAUCAAGCUCAUCUUUGACAAUGACAUGUUCAAGGAAGCCAUGGAGGGAAUGAACCUGGACAUUAAGAAAAUGCCACUGGGGAAGCUGAGCAAGCCACAGAUUGCUAAAGGCUUCGAGGCAUUAGAAGAGAUUGAGGAGGCAAUAAAAAGGAAAAGUAAUGAAAGCAAGUUAGCAGAGCUUACUUCAAAGUUUUUCACCAUUAUUCCACAUAAUUUUGGCCGCAACAGACCCCCUGUCAUCAGAGAUGAUGUCAUUCUUCAAAACAAGAAGGAGAUGCUUCUGGUCUUGGCAGAUAUAGAGAUAGCCCAAAGCCUUAAAGCUGAGUCAGAAAAGGCGAAGCAGGAGAUGGUGGAGACGGUUCCUAAUCCAAUAGACCAGAACUACCAGUCUCUAAAAUGCAACCUCAUACUCUUGGAUAAAAAAUCUAAUGAAUUUAAGAUUAUUGAGAAGUACUUAAAUGCCACUGGUGAAAGACUCAAAAUAGUAGAUGUCUGGCAAGUGGACAGAGAUAAAGAGGCGGAGCGCUUCAGGGACAAUGAUGCUUUGGAAAACCGGAAACUGCUGUGGCAUGGUACUAAUGUGGCCGUGGUGGCAGCCAUUUUGAAAAGUGGUCUACGCAUCAUGCCACACUCUGGUGGUCGGGUGGGCAGGGGAAUUUACUUUGCCUCAGAAAAUUCUAAAUCUGCUGGUUAUGUCCGAACAUCAAAAAAUACCGGCAUUAUGUUUCUGAAUGAAGUUGCACUGGGUAAGGAAUACACCAUCACAAGAGAUGACCCAAGCUUAAGGAAGGCUCCUAAUGGCUAUGACAGUGUGGUAGCACGUGGGACACAAGAACCAGAUCCCUCAAAAGACAUCUUCCUUAAGCUGGAUGGAAAGGAUGUUGCUGUGCCACAAGGCAAAGCCAUACCUCAACCUCAGUACAAAGACAGCAGCUUCUACAGCAGUGAGUACCUUAUUUACAGGGAGAAUCAGUGUCGCAUCCGCUACCUGCUGGAGCUCUGCUUCUAACUUCUGCUACAAGGGGAUUGGCAAAAGAUACCAAAAACACAACACUCUGCUAAAAACACAAGUUUAUAAACUACACAGAUUUGAUUUUGUGUGUUUUAUUUCAUAGUCAACCAAAGUUUAUCAAGAGUCUGAUUUGCUGAGAUGUUCAGCAUAAGUUCAUUUGACUCAAUAAGGCCCUCAGUAAAUUCUUUUUUUUUUUUCAUUUCCAGAAGCGUUUUCAAAUAACAAACACAUUUUUUACAUUUGAAAGACAUUUUGCUAAGUCUGGUUGUUUUUCUGCCUUUGUUCAAGGCGAAUUUGGAUUACCUUCCUUUUAUUCUAGAAUCUGUUUGAAUGGUUUUCUGUAUAGCCAUUACAGCUGAAUAGUGCACUUUCUAAAAAUAUUCCAUGUUAAAUUUCUCUGGAAUUUCCAUUUAUUCUGUUCGACUUUUCUGUAUCGGUUUUCUAUCCUGAAUUUCUUUCCAUCUUCUUUGAAGUUUUAGGUUAUAUACACAAUCAUUUUACUGGUGUGUGUGUGGGGGGGGGUUUGUUUUUUUUUAAAUUCAUGCAUCCAUUCAUGCUAGUAGAAUUAUGUGCAGAAAGAAAGGGCCUUUAUUCUUCUUGGAAUAAAUAUUAGGACUGUUAUAAUAAAAGCAAAAAUAAAUAAAUACAUAAAUAAAUGGAAGGAAAUGCUAAUACAUUUAAAGCAUUUAUUUUUAAACCUAACUUUUAAGGAGCUACUCAGUGCAAUGUAGAAAAUCUUUAUAAACUGAUGAACGAUAAGAUAAAAUUAAUUCUAAGAAAAAACAACAUAGUAUCUGAUCACACUGACUUUUCUGAAUGAGUCUCAGUCCUUCCAAAUGUAUCAGACCCCAAUACUCCUUUAAAAACUUUGCCCAGGAGUCCACUGUCUUAUUUGUUCUUUAAAAUGUUAUGAGUUUGUAUUUGGCCAUUUUUAUAUAUAUAUAUAUAUAUAUAAUACAUGAUAUAUUAAUAACAAACAUAAUUGACUACAAUGUUUUUGUUUUUGAAAGUGUGCUUUAAGCUGAAGUUUAUUAUGCAGCCUGCAUUAUUGCACUAUAGACUUAACAUGAAUAAUGUUAUCUCUAAUGCUUGCUUGAUAUCCAAGAUAUUGCCUAGUUUAAAUGCACUUUGUUAUAAUAACUGAUUUUGAAGAAAUGUUAAGCUCUCAAGAGUGCCUUGAAUAAAUGUCUUGCUGUGUGGUAACUCAACAGGUGGAAAAUAAAUAAUUGUGCUUAAAUCUAGACUUGUGUUU